Cylas formicarius (sweet potato weevil) is the source of this 892-nucleotide messenger RNA. RefSeq lists its product as uncharacterized. Gene Ontology annotation, cellular component: NSL complex. The coding region runs from base 94 to 795 and encodes 233 amino acids. Lineage: Eukaryota; Metazoa; Arthropoda; Insecta; Coleoptera; Brentidae. The transcript has a single exon. Gene Ontology annotation, biological process: regulation of transcription by RNA polymerase II. The record is from RefSeq and is a predicted model, not a curated record.
UUGAAGACGUACCAAACCAUCUUAGUGCUUGUUAAAAAUGAACAAGUGUAAAGUGUCAUUUAAAAUCAUUUCAUCUCAAAAUAAUUGACGAAUAUGGGUCGCAAAUGUCGCGUGGAAAGCUGUAGUUCUGACUCGAACCGUGCUGAAGAUACGGGUGUGACAUUUCACAAGAUGCCUCUUCAUAACGACCUGCGCCCCAAAUGGAUCUCGCUUUGUCGCAUUCCCGAGGACAAGAAAAGCGUAAAAGUCAUCUAUGUUUGCUCCCGACAUUUCUUGCGAGCUGACUUUUGCAACUUCAAAGGCAAAAGGUACAUGCUUAAGCACGGUGUGUUACCAAGUGUGUUUCCUUGGGAUAAGUCAAAAUUGGAAGCCAUAAAAGCCAAAGCGGUCAUCAAAAAGGAAACGAACUUGAACAUUGAGAGACCGAGGAAAGGGAAAAACGCAAUGGGAUUCAGAGUUGAAGAAAGUAACAUUAAAAUUGACACUAAAUUGAAUGAGAAGGCAGAAUGGAGCGAUUUUGUAGUAAAACAGGAAGAAACAGAGGAAAAUGAAGAAGUAAACGACUUUGAAGAGCGGCUGAAGAUAGCCCAGACUUCAGCUGCUAAAACAGAUGAAGCAAGUGUAGGAAGCUCCAGUCACAUAAAUUUCACUAUUAAUUCUCGGUUAGAGGUGUUAGACAAUAAUAGCUUUUGGUAUCGCACUAAAAUACCCAAAGUUGACUAUGAGCAGAAUGAAAUUGUGAUUAAUUAUGAGAAGUUCUCCAACAAGUAUAACGAGUGGAUACCAAUGCCGUGAACGAUCGAAAUGGAUGUGCAAAAAGCGUCCUAAAAUAUUGUAGGUUUGAAAAUAUACCCAGGAAACAGUGUAUCUCUCAUAUCGUGUUUCAAACCCU